Messenger RNA from Amoebophrya sp. A120, 1928 nucleotides. The record is from the annotation of a GenBank genome assembly. Lineage: Eukaryota; Dinophyceae; Syndiniales; Amoebophryaceae.
GCCUGGCCGUCGAACUGAUGGCUUUGUUGAUGCAGGCUUUCCAGGAGCUGACCAUCGAGCAGGAGAUCCGCAUGGAGCGGCUGGAUUUGUUUUCCACGGCCUUCUUUCUGGCCCUGAACUCGGAAAAGCUGCAGAGCCAGGAGCUGGAUCCUGUGCAAAAGUAUCGCACUAGUAUAAAUUGCAAUACAAAUUAGCUCAGCAUGACAAAUUAAAUUUGUGAUGCGGAUUCGCCUUAAGAAAAAGAUCUGUAAUGCGUAAAAGCAAUACAGUACGAGUAUCGGAUACUUUUGCACAGAAUAAACUGCCCGUGCCACUGCUCGAAGACUACCGCAUGCAGAUUCGGAGGCUAGAGCAAAGUAUCAAAUGCAAAAAUGUCUGGGUCUGGAAUAAUGCAAGGUUUGUCAUGCAUAUUUCUCGUGACCCUGACCCAUGAUUGUCUGUGAUGUAUGCCCUAGCAUCACAGAUUUAUAGAACCCCUUCCUGCUGCACCUUCCGCAUGAGAAAUGCCCUGUCCGUGUAGCACAAACUGCACCCCUCUUGCUGGUCAUGCAGUACAAAUUUUUCUAGAGUCCAAAAACAGCAUGACAAGUUGCAAUCUUCCAGACCCAGACACUUUUGCAGUUGAUACAAAGCCGGGGGGCGGGCGGCAGGAACGUGACCCAGAGUGUGAGUACUGGUGUAUUAGCCGCAUCUGGUACUACAAGAACGUCACGCGCUUUGUCGACAAGACCGCAAGCAGGAGACCCUCGUCCACAAGUAAACAAAUACCGAAAUCACGAGGCCUACAUCCGCAGCUUCAAGACCCGUGCUGGGGAGGCCCCGCACCCGCCGCCGUCGGAGCUGUUUCAGAACGAGACGGAGCGUAUGCAUUUUUGCAAAAGCAUCUUCGCGGCGCAAGUAGGAAUUGCAUAACAAUAGAUCAUUUUGGGGAGGAAGAAAGAAGUGGAAUUUGUAAAAUGUGUAAUGCUAUUUAUUCAGGUUACUUUGAAAGAUAUUUGUCAUGCAGAACUGCUAGUACUGCAAUUCCAAUUUUCACACGAGACGAAUCUGAUACUUUUGCAGCCUAUAGAGCGAAUUAUCUACCAGCGGGUGACCAGGUUUUCGCCGCUGGCGCGCACGCGCGACCAGAUCUUCGCCGACAGACAGCAACCAAAGCCGGUCCGCGACGCACACGACGCCGAAGCCAAGUGGGUGACUGCGGUGUACGACCGGCACGAUAAUGGACACGACGGACCCGGGCUGGCGGAUCGCGAAUUCGGGAAAAACAUGUUCGAAAGGAUUCUAAGACCACAGGAGCAGCAGGAGAACAAAGUAGUAUACGAUCAAGAAACUCCUGCAGCCCGUGCACACGACGAGAAGUUGCACAGGGAUGAAAGAACAACUCGUCCCCCUGCUAGUGCCACGCCAUUGAUUCCUUUUGACGAUUCUGAUUACCACUCGCACAAGCUGGUGGGCGGCUUGAUGCCGGGGUUCCACCGCGCGUUCCCGGGCUUGCGAUUGAAGCCCAAAUUCCACUACUUUCGGCACCAUGUGAAGCAGGAGUUCUUCGCACGUAUCGUCACCGGCCAGGUCGGGCGCUCGACCGUGGACCUGCGGGCGCAGCCGCAGUUCCUGAACCUUCGGCGAUUCGAGACGCGGUGGAAGCGGGUCCUAUAUGUUCUGGACAAUUUCGUGGUCUUUCAGAGGACCAGUUCUACGGGAGGGGCUGGAGAAGAGGUGGUCCAUCAGGAAGAACAGAAUGUUGACAUAGGAACUUCAAAAUCACCUGCAGCUGCUACGUCGGCUCCACGCUCUUCGACGUCCCGGACCAUUUCCACUAGGCUGCACCAAACAUCUGCAGGAACUAAAAGCGACAUGAACACGAAGAUGGCCCUGGUUUUUAUCGAGCAAGUGCUGUCCAGCACAUGGCCCCUGUUCGGGUGGAUCGC